Molecule: messenger RNA, 2463 nt
Organism: Chelonia mydas (Green sea turtle)
Lineage: Eukaryota; Metazoa; Chordata; Testudines; Cheloniidae
Gene: BHLHA15
Product: basic helix-loop-helix family member a15
Exons: 2
Coding region: 483-1010 (175 amino acids)
Molecular function (GO): protein dimerization activity
Source: RefSeq, a predicted model, not a curated record
GCCAAAUCCUCUUGUCCUAGGAGCUCCCCCCUUUCCUCUGCUGGCUGCCACCCCAGUCCAGGAGGGUGGGUGUCUGUCAAGGAGCAGCUGGUUGCUUUCCCAGGGGCAGUGCCUUCUGCAGGGGAGGUAGGGAUUUGGCUGCUCUCCUUGGUGCCUAUUUGCACUGUUCCAUCCUAUUUCUGAUUUGCCAUCUCUCCAAGAGAGAGAAGCUCCAAGGUUUCUCCUGGCCUGGCUUUGGUUUUUCUUUUCCCCAGUAUCAGCCCUGUCCUCCAGCUGUUUUCCUCAGGCGCCCAUGACUCUCAGGCAGCAUGGUGUGGGGCUGGUGGGUGAAACCAGAGAUGCAGUCUUGUCUUGCUCCCCUGGCAGCCUUGGGCUGGAGGCCCCCAAUCAAGCCACUCUGUGAGCAUGUUGAUGGCUAGUACCAGAAGAUUAACUUAAUGGGAGAACAGGCUGGGUGACGUUUCCCCAUCAUCUACUGAAACAUGAAGACCAAAAGCAAAAGAACGAAGCACAGGCUUGCUGUUGACAAAGAAGCCUUUCUUGGGGAGACAACUUUGAGCAAAGAGGAACCGGUGAAAUGUUUGCGACGCAAAGAAAGGAGAAAUGGCAGAAACAAUGAGAGCAACAAGACUGGUACAGUCAAAGCCAAACAUGCUUGGAACAACAAAGACAGACACUUGAGGCGAUUGGAAAGCAAUGAACGGGAGAGGCAGAGAAUGCACAAGCUCAAUAAUGCAUUCCAGGCCUUGCGGGAGGUUAUCCCUCAUGUGAGAGCUGAGAAUAAACUUUCUAAAAUUGAGACUCUUACACUAGCCAAAAAUUACAUUAAAUCACUGACUUCCACCAUACUCCAUAUGUCCAGUGGGCACCUUCCAACUGUAGAAGGAACUGGGGCAGCCAAUAGCUCCAAACUGUACCAGCAUUACCAACAGCAACACGGCGAUGAGGAACAUGAUGAACAGUUAAAAAAAUACUCCACACAAAUUCACAGCUUCAGACAAGGCAGCUAAAGUUAGCUACUGGCCUCGUUCUCUCUUCUCCACACAUUCCUGUAUAUUUCAGCAUUUAGAGGAUUAAGGGGUUAUUUCCUGCUGGUGGGUUUCUUUUUUGUUUGUUUUUGGAAAGACAGAUGUUUAGUGACUAGAUCUCAUAGUUCUUGUUGAAAUUAUCCUAAAUUGUAGGUCAGGCUUUUCAAAGAGAUUAGUGAUUUUGGUUGCCCGAUUUGAAACACCUUCUCUGUUCUUAUAGUUUUUGUUUACCUGCUUUGUUUGUAAUUUUCCUGAGGUCAGAAUGUUCUUUUAAUUUGUAAUGAGAAAUUGUUUGAUUGUUCAACACCCAGGUUGCUUUUGCAGGGCAGGCUUUAUAAACAAAUUCUUUUUCAGUGGGAGGGGGUGCUCUGUCCGUUAGGAAAAUUACUCUUUUUAUAAGGUACCUCGAGUUGGGCACCCAACAGUGAUGUCCUAAAUCACUAGUCAUUAUUGAAAAUACUGGCUGUAACUUCUGUUCCUCCAGAAGUGACACCAUGUAAUGGGGAAUCUUGGUGCAGAAAUAAUGAAGUUUAUGGCCCGGUACGGUACUUUGGAAUGUAUACAGCUACUGAAGGGACAUAUCUAACUGACCUGAUGUUUGGAUAGCAGGACUAAUUUCUUUAACCACAAUUACCUGGAUUUUUUUCCCCUUGAAUUCUUAAAUAUGCUGCUACUCAGAGGGAGGAACAAUUUUAAUGACAAUAGAAACGUAUUUUGAGUAGUUUGAUUAGUGUGAUCGAACAGGUAUGAAUACUACCUAACAAAAUGGCCUUGGAUCAGAUCCUAAAUGCCCUAAACCAGCAGUUCUCAAACUUCAUUGCACUUCUGACAACAAAAAUUGGGGUGCUAUGUGCCGUGGGUGGGGGCAUGUAACCUUAGCCCGGGGUGGUGAGGCUCAGGUUUUGGCUUCAGCCCCGGCGGGUGGGGCUUGGGCUUCAGACUUGCUGGGAGCCAGGGCCAACACCAGCCUUGGUGACCCCAUUAAAAUGGGGUUGCGACCCACUUUGGGGUCCCAACCCACAGUUGGAGAACCCCUGCCCUAAACUCAUUGAAGUAAAUGGAAAGGUUCUAAUUCACUUCAGUGGGCUUUGGGUCACGGUCCUAAAAUGUAGUCCUACAAGUACACUUAAAAUGCACAAUAAUUAAUGUGAUCCUUGUUGCAUUAUAUAUAUUUGAAAGUGCCUUUUAACAGAAACCUUAAAAGAGAUUUGUUAGAUUGUAAGUUCUUCUAGGCAGGAGCUUGUCUUUGUACAGCACCCAGUCCAAUGGGACCCCAGUUCCAUUUGGACCCUUUGGAUGCUAUUGUAUUAUAAAUAUUUAACAGUUAAUUCACUUGUGAUCUUUGCAAAAAUGAUGUGAUUGCAGAACAAAUGUUUUGUAUAUUUACCAGGUGGACAAUGAUAAUCUGUGCAUUUAAAAUGAACUCUGCUAAUAA